AUGAACAAAAUACUGAGUAAAUGGAUUGGCGCUUAUGAGGCCGCUAGGCGUUUGCAAGCAAGUCGUUGGUCAGAGAAUGACGUUUUGGCAAAAGCGCAUGAAAUAUACGCAUUGGGGAAGAAUGUUCAAUUCACUUUAAUGGCAGAAUGGCAAGCUCUCCGUGAUCAGCUACGUUAUAGUAGUCAAUUAGGAGGAAGUAUUGGCUCAGGAAGUAGUGGAUCUAAGAGAUCUCACGAGAGUGAUGCAUGUGGCUCAAACUCUGUAGGAUCUAGUGCUCGUCCUAUGGCCUACAAACUAAGACGUGAAAUUGAAGAAACUUAUAUACUCAAUCGAUUUAGAGAGUGUCGACAGAAAAUAUUGGAAUAUAAUGCACCUCGUACUAGAAAAUAUCUCAAUAGAGAUCAUGCAGCGGCAAACCAAAGACUAAUCGACGACUACUUUGCCAAUGAGCCUACAUAUGACGAUCCAAUGUUUCGUCGUCGAUACCGGAUGCAAAAACAUGUUUUCCUUCAAAUCGUUAAGGACCUUUCAAGUAGUGAUGACUACUUCACCCAGCGAGUUGAUGCAGCUAAUAAAGAAGGUAUAUCACCCUUAGCAAAAUGUAACACAGCAAUGCGUAUGUUAGCAUAUGGUAUGACAGCAGAUGCGGUCGAUGAGUACAUCAGAAUAGGAGGUACUACAACAUUGGAGUGCUUACGUAGAUUCUGUAAAGGAAUCAUACGAUUGUAUGAGCAAGUGUAUCUGAGAGCACCAACCCAAGAUGACCUGCAAAAAUUACUACAUGGAAAUGCUCCCAGUGUUAAUUUCUUUGUGAAUCAACGUCCCUAUAAUAUGCCAUACUAUCUAGAUGAUGGUAUCUACCCUUCUUAUCCAACUUUCAUCAAAUCGAUUAGACUUCCUCAGAGUGAACCUGAUAAGUUAUUUGCAAAAUAUCAGGAGGGAUAUCGGAAGGUCAUCGAACGUGCAUUUGGAGUGCUUCAAGCUCGAUUUAAAAUCAUCCGUGAACCAGCUCACUUGUGGGACAUAGCCGAUUUGGGUAUCAUAAUGAGAUCAUGCAUCAUAUUACAUAAUAUGACUGUUGAGGAUGGAGGAGACUCAUAUGCUCAACGUUGGACCAAUUUUGAGCAAUCUGAGGAAAGUGCAACCAUACUCUACCGAGUUUGUUACCCGCUUUUGUAA
Trifolium pratense (red clover) is the source of this 1179-nucleotide messenger RNA. RefSeq lists its product as uncharacterized. The transcript is spliced from 3 exons. The record is from RefSeq and is a predicted model, not a curated record. Bases 1 to 1179 code for a protein of 392 amino acids. Lineage: Eukaryota; Viridiplantae; Streptophyta; Magnoliopsida; Fabales; Fabaceae.